CAGAUCUUUGAAGCUCAUUACGAAAACUCCAGACCUCUUUCAACACCUAGGAUAGCAAUGACCAUUCCACAAGACACCCGCCCCGUUAAACGAAUAGCCGUCAUCGGCGCCGGCGCCGCAGGUAUAGCACAGGCGAAAGAGAUCCUCGAAGCCUUCCAACACGGAAAGAGCGAGUUUCGAGUCGAUCUCGUCGUCUUCGAAUCGAGGUCCAAGAUCGGUGGUGUAUGGUUAGAAGACCCGGAAGCGGGCGAAUACAAGCUCAAGUAUGAUUCGAAAGGGACGACUCGGGCUUUGUCGACUCGAUCCGGAUCAACCCCUUCCCCGAUCUACGCAGGACUCCGAACGAAUUUGCCUAAACAACUGAUGACCUUCCGUAACCACCCGUUCCCGACUGAGACCGAACUCUUUCCCCGUGCAUCCGACGUAUGCGACUACUUGAUCUCAUAUGCCGAGAUGCACGGAGUCGAUCGAUUCAUCCGGUUUGACACUACCGUCACUCGGGUUCGAAAAGAGGGGGACGCAUGGGUCGUGAACAGCCAGACAGCGAAGAGGUCCGAAGGAAAGGGAAAAGUAUCAGAUGAAGAUUUAGUAGAAGAUUCGGGAGAUGAUAUCAGGAAGAGGGAAGAGAGGUUCGACUUUGUCUCGAUCGCCAAUGGACAUUAUGAAAAGGUCAUGAUCCCCGAGAUCCCCGGUCUAAAUCGGUUCGAAGGGACAGUAUUGCAUUCGAGAUGGUAUAGACGGCCAGAAGAAUAUAUCGGCCGACGGGUCCUGGUGGUAGGCUCCUUUGCCUCAGGGUCAGAUGUUGCCCGCGAACUCGCCUCUGUCCAGAUUCCCACGCAAGACCUCCCGGAGAGCAUGCAACUCGCCCGAAAACGUAAUCACCUAUCCCACCCGGACGUCCCCGCCGAAGGUAAAGUCGAGGUGUUCCAAUCGUCUUCGAUGUUGCCGAACGACAGGUCGCCGUACGGGAAGAAGGAAGAAGAAGGUCGACCCUGGACAAAGUAUAUCCAGCAUAGGCCGCUGAUUGAAAAGAUCGAAGGUGGGGUCAUCCAUUUCAAGGACGGCUCGACAUUGGAGGAUAUAGAUGUCAUCAUCUUUGCCACCGGGUUUUACUACCAACUCCCUUUUGCCAAAUCCGAGGAUGCGCCCUGGAACGAGAAACGAGUAUGCGAGGAGACCGUCGGGGAUGUCGAUGUCCUGGACGAAGUCAACGGGUGGGAAAAGGGCGGGAUACAGGGCUUGGCUAUCAAGGAGUUGGACGAGAUCAAACUGUUCUUGAGAGGGGAUCGGACGUGUGCAUUUAUCGCUUUACCCUACUUGGUCGUGCCGUUCCCGCUGGCCGAGAUUCAGUCGCACCUAACAGCUCUCUACUGGGCUGGCCGCUUAUCAAACAUCCCCGACUCGUUCUCCGCCCCAUCAAGGGAAGAAGAGGCUGUGCAACCGGACGACAAGGCGAAACCUCAACAACAACCUGGCCAUGAAAAUCAACAAGCUGCGAACGAUACGACACACGAUGGAGAACACGCGAAGCCUGGAAACCCACCGGUCAAGAAGGAUAAGCGGCAUACCGAGAAAGUCCGGGGCGACCUGGUCUUUGGAUUCCCUUACGAAUAUCGGUACGAGAACUAUCUGCUUGGACUGACCGCCGAAGCGGAUGGUGGCGAAAAAGGUGGUUGGGGCAGUGUAGAAGAAUGGAGGUUCCCCUUGCGCAAGAACAAGGCAUUGCGCAGCGAGGUCCUUGGGUAUUAGAUGGGUUCACUGGCCAAAGCGCA
Messenger RNA from Filobasidium floriforme, 1772 nucleotides. RefSeq lists its product as uncharacterized. The record is from RefSeq and is a predicted model, not a curated record. The transcript is spliced from 6 exons. The coding region runs from base 58 to 1749 and encodes 563 amino acids. Lineage: Eukaryota; Fungi; Basidiomycota; Tremellomycetes; Filobasidiales; Filobasidiaceae. Gene Ontology annotation, molecular function: NADP binding; N,N-dimethylaniline monooxygenase activity; flavin adenine dinucleotide binding.